AUGCCGGCGAUCGCGGUGCUGGCGGCGGCGGCCGCGGCGUGGUGCUUCCUCCAGGGCGAGAGCCGGCACCUGGACGCGCUCGCCGGAGGCGCGGGCCCCAACAACGGCAAUUUCCUAGACAAUGACCAGUGGCUGAGCACCGUCUCCCAGUACGACCGGGACAAGUACUGGAACCGCUUUCGAGACGAUGAUUAUUUCAGAAACUGGAAUCCCAACAAGCCUUUUGACCAAGCCCUGGACCCAUCGAAAGACCCCUGCCUGAAGGUGAAGUGCAGCCCUCACAAAGUGUGUGUGACCCAGGACUACCAGACUGCCCUGUGUGUCAGCCGCAAACACCUUCUCCCCAGGCAAAAGAAGGGAAACGUGGCCCACAAACACUGGGUUGGACCUUCGAAUUUGGUGAAGUGCAAGCCCUGCCCCGCCGCACAGUCAGCCAUGGUCUGCGGCUCUGAUGGCCACACCUACACUUCCAAGUGCAAGUUGGAGUUCCAUGCUUGUUCCACUGGCAAGAGCCUCACCAUCCUCUGUGAUGGGCCCUGUCCGUGUCUCCCGGAGCCUGAGCCACCUAGACACAAGACAGAAAAGAACGCCUGCACAGACAAGGAGUUGAGGAACCUUGCUUCCCGGCUGAAAGACUGGUUCGGAGCCCUUCAUGAGGACGCCAACCGGGUCAUCAAGCCCACCAGCUCUGACGCAGCCCAAGGCAGAUUUGACACCAGCAUCCUGCCCAUCUGCAAGGACUCUCUGGGCUGGAUGUUUAACAAGUUAGAUAUGAACUAUGACCUCCUUCUUGACCACUCAGAGAUCAAUGCCAUCUACCUGGAUAAGUAUGAGCCCUGUAUCAAACCUCUCUUCAACUCCUGUGACUCAUUCAAGGAUGGCAAGCUCUCCAACAAUGAGUGGUGCUACUGUUUCCAGAAGCCUGGAGGUCUCCCUUGCCAGAAUGAAAUGAACAGGAUUCAGAAGCUGAGCAAGGGGAAGAGCCUGUUGGGAGCAUUCAUACCUCGGUGUAAUGAGGAGGGAUAUUACAAAGCCACGCAGUGCCACGGGAGCACAGGGCAGUGCUGGUGUGUGGAUAAAUACGGAAACGAGCUGGCUGGCUCCAGGAAACAGGGCACCGUGAGCUGUGAAGAGGAGCAGGAAACUUCAGGGGAUUUUGGCAGUGGUGGCUCUGUGGUCCUCCUAGAUGACCUGGAGGAUGAACGGGAGCUGGGACCAAAGGACAGAUUGGGCAAGCUGAGGGUGCACACCCGGGCAGUGACAGAGGAUGAUGAGGACGAGGAUGACGACAAAGAGGACGAGGUCGGGUACAUAUGGUAGUCCCCACCGGGAAGAGGACACGAGGUGCACACAGAAUUGCAAGUCACUUCCUACUCCUGCGUUUGUAUCUAAUAAGACUCCACAGCACCAAG
Panthera uncia (snow leopard) is the source of this 1412-nucleotide messenger RNA. RefSeq names its product SPARC (osteonectin), cwcv and kazal like domains proteoglycan 1 (gene SPOCK1). The transcript has 10 exons. Bases 1 to 1320 code for a protein of 439 amino acids. The record is from RefSeq and is a predicted model, not a curated record. Gene Ontology annotation, molecular function: calcium ion binding; protein binding. NCBI's taxonomy places the organism in Eukaryota, Metazoa, Chordata, Mammalia, Carnivora, Felidae.